ACAAAUUGUCCUAUUUGUAUUGGAAGCUGUUUUGAUUAUUCUUUCCCCAGUUUUCAAAAUCUGUUCAACAUAACUUCUGUUCUUUUAUCUUCAGGUGAGGAAAACUUAAUCCUGUUAGCUGGCCGACAUGAAUUUCCAUUCAGCUUUCAACUCCCACAAGAACCUUUGGUGACCUCUUUUACUGGGAAGUAUGGCAGCAUUCAAUACUGUGUAAAAGCAGUUCUGGAAAGGCCUGUAGCACCUGAUGAGAGUGUCGAGAGAGAACUUCAGGUUGUCAGCCAUAUUGAUGUCAGCUCACCAGCUUUAUUGAUGCCUGUUUUGAGAAGCCGGGAGAAGAUGGUUGGGUGCUGGCUUUUCACUUCUGGCCCAGUGUCUCUGAGUGCCAAAAUUGAGAGGAAGGGAUACUGUAAUGGAGAAGCAAUACCAAUCUAUGCAGAAAUUGAAAACUGUUCCUCUCGUCUGGUUGUUCCAAAAGCUGCCAUUUUUCAAACACAGACUUAUUUGGCCAGUGGGAAGACUAAGACUUUCCGUCAGAUGGUUGCCAAUGUGCGAGGAAACCAUAUCUCCUCUGGGAGCACAGAUACCUGGAAUGGGAAAACUUUGAAAAUCCCUCCUGUAACCCCUUCCAUACUUGAUUGCUGUAUCAUCAGAGUAGAGUAUACUUUAGCUGUGUAUAUCCAUAUACCUGGUGCUAAGAAACUGAUGAUUGAAAUGCCCUUGGUGAUUGGCACAAUUCCCUGCACUGGGUUUUCAAGCAGGAACUCCAGCGUUACCAGCCAGUUUAGUAUGGAAAUGAGUUGGCUGGCGCUGACCAUGCCAGAACACCCUGAAGCACCACCAAAUUAUGCUGAUGUAGUGUCAGAGGAAGAAUGCUGUAGACAUGUUCCAGCUUACCCACAACCAAUAGACUGUGAGGAGCAACUAUCUUGUCCCAUGUUUGCUUAUAUACAGGAGUUUCGGUUUCAGCCUCCGCCUCUCUAUUCAGAGAUUGAUCCACAUCCUACUAAUGUAGAAGAAAUCCAGCCUGUUUCUUUCACGCUCUAAAGAGACUUUGAAAUAAGCUUUAUUGUGAUGGAAUAGAAGGUUUUAUCUUUCUGCUGCUUCAGCUGACAGUCAAGCUAAAAAGAAACUGGUCACUGAAGCUAAGUUUUUGAAUAAGGAAGAAUGGAAGUGCAAAGGCAGGAGUUGGAAGUUGAGCAUGCUAAGCAGCUGGAAAGGAUUGGUCUGUAUCUGCCUACACAGAGGACGUUGUGCACCUCAUUGCAACAAAGUGUGAGCAGCAAGUUCGGGAUGUCAGGGAAGUAUCCAAGAAGAAAGAAAAGUUCCUUUUUUUAAUGGAAAUGUUACUGAGCGACAAGGAAGCGUUUUAAAGUUGUUUCAAGGAGGAACUAAUGUGUACUGUAACUUAAAGACUUUUCUGGGAGAAUUUGGAUGAACGUACCAUUACGCCAAGAGCUUGAAAGGCAGGAGUUUUGCAUGGUCCGCAGCUGAGAAAGGAACACUAACUGAAAUAUGGAGCCCACAUUAAUGCCAGCUUAAAACAAGCUUUUUUUUUCCCAUGACACUAUACUCUUCUAAGAUCAGUCAUGUGGUACUAUAUCAUAAUUCAGACUGAAUUUAAAUGUGUCAUGGAUAGUUAAAAUAUGGUUAUUUAUGCAAUAUUAUGAAGGCAAGCAUGUAUUGUAUGAAAAACUAAAACUAUGUAAAAGAGAAAGUUGGACUUUGAUAAUGGCUUAUGCACUAUGCUUUCUUGAAGGGACUCUUAAGAAAUUAUUCUAGCCUCUUCUGCUACUGUGCUAGUUCUGUAUCUUAAGCUUAUGGAUAGCAUGAUAAAGGGAAACAUGGCAAGGGGAAAUCCCUUUUUGCCAACAGCAAAUCUGUUUAGCAAAGUGGACUAUAUUUAUUUAUUCAAAUGCCUUUUGAAGCCUACCUCUCUUAAAUAGCCAGUUAGGGUCAGAUCUGAGACCAAAAAUGUCUUGUAAAACUCCAAAAACUCUAAAAGGGUCCCUAAUUGAUUUCUAAAGUGAAGAAAUAAAAAAGGCUGGGAGCAUAGGAAAGAGUGUAAUAUACUUGGAGUAGACUUAGCUUGUAUGUGAAGACAAAGGAGAAAUCAGGGAAGCAAGAUUCCUCUAACGGCACAAAUCUUUUUAACUCCUGCCGUUUUGUUUGAAGACAUUGCCUGUUGUUGAGGCUGCACUGUUCAUUGCUAUCCAUACUCUUUAGUGUUUUUGCUGUCUCUAAUUUUGUUUUUGUGCAAUAUUUUACUAUUUUCUUCCUCAGGUCAUUUAGAACAGUGAGAUUUUUUUUGUUGCUGCUAAGGAUGGAGGCACAGUGCUACUCUGUGCUGCCUUCAUGUCAAGUAGAGUGUUUGCUUCCUGCUGAGCGUUAAUUGGUAAUCCACCUGAUGAGGCACUCAAGAGUUCACUCAGAAAGGAACAGGAGGAUGGCAAACGCUAUAUGCAAACUUCCAGUUUACAGUCAAGUAUUUAACGUAAGGGUUUUUUGAACUGUUUAGACAACUUCAUAUAUUUUACAAAAGGGUUUGGGUUUAGAAAUCUUGGUGCUUCACAUGGCAGAAUACUAUACUUUCUGGUAACUUAAGUGAGAUGUAUUGAAUUGAAUUCAUUUCAUCAAUAACUGCAGUUUUAAAAAAUAAUUUAAGUGGUUUUCUAUGGCGGGGGAGAAAAAUCAUCAGUCAUUUAAGAAGCAGGGAUUUUUUCUACAAGCAUAUCUGUAUUUUUUACUCUCUAUCCUUUUAGCAAGACUCUCCUCUUGUACAUUGUCUAACUUCUACCACUUCACCUCUGUUACCUGUUCAGUCCAUGGUGUAGAAGAGCUGUAAUGACAAAGAUGCAUAUCAUUUCAAACUGCAGUUAUUUUUUUAUUUGUAAUUUGAAGUAUUGUUUUCCUAUCAAAUGUAAUUUCAACUAAAACUUGAUUGCACAUUUUAGAAAAGUCCAUCCUGAGAGAGAUCAUACUUGUCUUAAAGUUUCAAGUUGUAGCUUUCAUGCCUUUUUUUAAUUGAUGGCUUGCCCAUACAGUCGAGCAGCAUUUUUGCUUGCAGAACCUUGAAAGGGA
Messenger RNA from Gavialis gangeticus (Gharial), 3078 nucleotides. RefSeq names its product arrestin domain containing 4 (gene ARRDC4). The transcript is spliced from 7 exons. Gene Ontology annotation, cellular component: plasma membrane; cytoplasm. Gene Ontology annotation, molecular function: ubiquitin-like ligase-substrate adaptor activity. The record is from RefSeq and is a predicted model, not a curated record. The annotation marks the transcript as partial. Gene Ontology annotation, biological process: protein transport. NCBI's taxonomy places the organism in Eukaryota, Metazoa, Chordata, Crocodylia, Gavialidae.